AUGAGCUAUGUCCGUGUUUCCAUCAAGAUCAACUCUACCAUCACGGUUACUAUCGGCUCGAAUAUCGGCUCGAAUAUCGGUUCGAAAACAGAGACCGGUGUAGAAAAACAAAGCUGCUAUCUGUUAGCAAACCCAACUCAGAUGAAGCUCCAAAUUUGGUUGGACGUCAGAGUCUCAAGACAAAUCGCACAUCACAUUCAACAAAUGCCCAAAAUCGGCUUAUACUAG
Molecule: messenger RNA, 228 nt
Organism: Histoplasma mississippiense
Lineage: Eukaryota; Fungi; Ascomycota; Eurotiomycetes; Onygenales; Ajellomycetaceae
Exons: 2
Coding region: 1-228 (75 amino acids)
Source: RefSeq, a predicted model, not a curated record